CAACUAAACUGUUUUGUUGUGAGGUUAUGUUUAUGCGUCAACGUUUCAAGCUUGAUUUUUUGAGUAAAAUAGUGAUUAAUAAUGACUAGUGUAACAGAUUCCCCAGAACGUAAACGUUCUAAGUCGAAAUCACCCGAGAAUAAAUCGAAUAAGCGUAAAGAACAACCGUCAUCAGAUUCACGUAAUAAAGAUUACAGAAGUAAGCGUUCGAGAAGAGAUAGAAGAUCGAGAUCAAGGGAAAGACCACCGAGGAAAAGGUACGUUGAUUUGGAUAGACCUGAUGAUGAAUAUCCGCAACGUUAUUAUGGUGAAGAAGAAUAUCGAGAUGCAAAUGUUGUUGGUAAACGAUAUUACCAUGAUAAAAAGGAUGAAAAAGCGGAAGAAGAAGAAAUUAAAGAUAAAUCAAUUAUUACACCACGUCAAAGAAAAACUGUGGACUUAUUAACUUCUAAAACUGGUGGAGCUUACAUUCCUCCAGCUAAAUUACGAAUGAUGCAAGCUGAAAUAACCGAUAAAUCAUCUGCUGCUUAUCAGCGUAUCGCUUGGGAAGCUUUAAAAAAAAGUAUUCAUGGUUACAUUAACAAAAUAAACACUUCUAAUAUCGGUAUAAUUGCAAGGGAAUUAUUGCAUGAGAACAUUGUAAGAGGUCGUGGAUUAUUAUGUAAAUCAUUAAUUCAAGCACAAGCAGCUUCACCAACAUUCACAAAUGUUUACGCUGCCUUAGUAGCUGUAAUCAACUCAAAGUUUCCAAGCAUUGGGGAAUUACUUUUAAAACGACUUGUACUACAAUUUAAAAGAGGUUUUAAACAAAACAAUAAACUUGGAUGUAUAUCAGGGGCGACUUUUAUAGCUCAUCUAGUUAACCAACGAGUUGCACAUGAAAUUUUAGCAUUAGAAAUAUUAACUUUACUCGUUGAAUCACCAACUGAUGAUUCUGUAGAGGUUGCAAUUUCAUUCCUUAAAGAAUCAGGACAAAAAUUAAGUGAAGUCUCAAGUAAAGGGAUAAACGCAAUUUUUGAGAUGUUAAGAAAUAUUCUUCACGAAGGAAGAUUAGAGAAACGAAUCCAAUACAUGAUUGAGGUUAUGUUUCAAAUCCGAAAAGAUGGCUUUAAAGAUCAUGCAGCUAUUAUUGAAGAACUUGAUAUUGUUGAUGAAGAAGAACAAUUUACUCAUUUAAUUACUUUGGAUGAUGUAAAAGCUACAAACGCCGAGGAUGUCUUAAAUGUAUUUAAAUUUGAUGAUAAAUAUGAGGAAAAUGAAGGAAAAUACAAGACUUUGAGUAAAGAAAUAUUGGAUAGCGAUAGUGAGUCUGAAGGAUCUGGAAGUGAUGGUGAAGAAGGAAGUGAUGAAGAUGGUGAAGAAGAGGGAGAAGAUGAGGAAAAUAAAGAUAGUACUAUUAUUGAUAACACCGAGACGAAUUUAAUUACAUUGAGAAGAACAAUUUAUUUAACAAUUCAAUCGAGUUUAGAUUUUGAAGAAUGUGCUCAUAAAUUAAUGAAAAUGGAAUUAAAACCUGGACAGGAAAUUGAAUUAUGUCACAUGUUUUUAGAUUGUUGUGCUGAACAGCGUACUUAUGAAAAAUUUUACGGAUUGCUUGCUCAACGUUUCUGCCAAAUCAACAAAGUUUAUGUUCCACCAUUUGAGCAAAUUUUUAAAGACACCUAUGCAACAACUCACAGAUUAGAUGCAAAUAAAUUACGAAAUGUGAGCAAAUUUUUCGCCCAUUUACUCUUUACGGAUGCCAUUGGAUGGGAAGUAUUGGAAAUUAUGAAGUUGAACGAAGUUGACACAAAUAGUUCCAGCAGGAUUUUUAUUAAAAUUUUAUUUCAAGAACUUGCUGAAUAUAUGGGGUUAGGAAAAUUAAAUGGAAGAUUAAAAGAUACUACCAUGCAGGAACAUUUUUGUGGUUUAUUUCCAAGAGAUAACCCAAAAAACACCCGAUUCUCAAUAAAUUUCUUUACAUCAAUUGGUUUGGGUGGACUUACAGAUGAAUUAAGAGAACAUUUAAAAAAUGUACCAAAAAACGUUGACUUACCCAUUAAAGAAGAAGAAGAAAGUUCUAACUCGUCUUCCAGUUCGAGUUCAUCUGAUUCAAGUUCAAGUUCUUCAUCAAGCGACUCUGAUGAUAGCGAUUCAUCAUCAUCUGAGGAUGAAAAAAAUAAAAACAAAAAGAAAUCCAAACAAAAACUUAAUGAAAAAGCUAUAAAUAACAAAUCAAAAGAUAAAAAUAAAGAAAUGGCAUCAAAAGUGAAAGUGUUAAAUGAGAAAAAAAAUAUUGAUAAGAAUGAAGAACGAAAAAAAAUGAAUUCAAAGGAGAAAAGUGAAAGAUUUGAGAAAUCAUUUGAAUCAAAAAGACCAACUCGCGAAGAAUUUAAUCGUGAUAGAAGUUUUGAAAGAAGAGAUUUUAAAGAAAAACAAAUCUCUAGGAAUGAAAAAGAACGAGCUUAUGAAGAUAGGAGAAGAGAUGACCGAAAUCGAAAAGAAGAAAGAUAUCGAAAAGGCGAAAAAGAUGAACGUAACACAACUAGAAAUGAACGAAAUCCAAGAAGAGAUGAAAAUUAUGACAAGCGAUACAGAGAUGAAAAAGAUAAACAAAAACAUCGAGAUGAAAAGGAUGAUAAAAGAUAUAGAGAUGAAAAUCGUCGUCAAGAAUCGAGAAGAAAUCGACAUUAAUAGAUUAAAGGAUAAGAAUACCAUGAAUGUAAGUGUUUUUCUUUUAUUUAAGAAUUAAUUUGUGUAAAUAAAUUUUUUAAGCACUUUA
Onthophagus taurus is the source of this 2761-nucleotide messenger RNA. It is a transcript of the gene ncm, whose product is annotated as pre-mRNA-splicing factor nucampholin. Gene Ontology annotation, molecular function: protein binding; RNA binding. The record is from RefSeq and is a predicted model, not a curated record. Gene Ontology annotation, biological process: mRNA splicing, via spliceosome. NCBI's taxonomy places the organism in Eukaryota, Metazoa, Arthropoda, Insecta, Coleoptera, Scarabaeidae. Gene Ontology annotation, cellular component: catalytic step 2 spliceosome.